This is a messenger RNA of Anoplophora glabripennis (Asian longhorned beetle), 1852 nucleotides long. RefSeq names its product A disintegrin and metalloproteinase with thrombospondin motifs 7 (gene AdamTS-B). Gene Ontology annotation, cellular component: extracellular matrix. NCBI's taxonomy places the organism in Eukaryota, Metazoa, Arthropoda, Insecta, Coleoptera, Cerambycidae. The annotation marks the transcript as partial. The transcript is spliced from 8 exons. Gene Ontology annotation, biological process: extracellular matrix organization; proteolysis. The record is from RefSeq and is a predicted model, not a curated record. Gene Ontology annotation, molecular function: metalloendopeptidase activity.
AUGGUAGGACGUCUCUACACACACCGCUUAUCCGAGGCUUACGAGACAAUCCCCAGGAAAGUGUCAGCACGGGGCGAACACAUCUCUCAUGAUCUGACGACUUUCCACGAAAACGGCGACAAUAGCGUGCACUUCAACGUCUCUAUAGAGGGUGUGCACCACUUAUUGGCGCUGCGGCCUUCAAGUGGGUUCGUAGCGCCCUCUGCGGUGGUGGAAAGGCGAAAAACAGACGCGCAUAGUCGCGCAAGGGUUAAGAGGGAGUCCAGCAAGUGUCACUUCCAAGGAGUGGUGGAUGGCCAGCCGAAUUCCAGGGUGGCGAUGUCGGCGUGCAACGGACUGAGUGGCAUGAUACAUUCAAAACGUGGUAAAUAUUACAUAGAACCGGCCCAUCAUCCGUUAAAAACGGUUACACCAGGUCAUAAACACUUGGUAUAUAAGAGAUCGGCGGUGAUAUCGAGUUACCCCAAAAAGAAGCGAAAAAAGAAAAGAAGAAAACAGUCAAAUUGCGGCACAAGAGAACCCAAGAGGAUGACACUAUUAGAGUGGCAAUCUGAACUGGGCAAAUUGAAGGUGCAAGAAAAGAUACACAAACACAAAGACAAAAUAAAGAUAUCUAAAUUGAAGCAGUCUGAUUUGAAAAGACUGAAAUACAAGAAAGUAAAACCUAAGCGAUCCAUUAGUAAAGAACACUUUGUAGAAACAUUGAUCGUGGCAGAUUCCAGCAUGGUCGAAUUUCAUGAAGACGGAGAUAUUGAAACGUACAUUUUGACACUGAUGAAUAUGGUGUCUUCAUUCUACCUAGAUCCUAGCAUCGGCAAUAGCGUCCAGGUAGUCGUCGUAAAAAUCAUCCUCCUGGACGACCAGUUCGCUGAACCUGGCCUAAACGUCACUACCAACGCGGAUACCACUUUGAAAAACUUCUGCAAGUGGCAAAUUCCCCUCAACCCUAGUGAUGACUCCCACCCGCAUCAUCACGACGCUGCCAUUCUCAUCACGCGUAAGGACAUUUGCGCCCGGCAAGACACCCCAUGCGGAACACUGGGGGUGGCUCAUAUCGGGGGUAUGUGUAGGGCCAGCAGAAGCUGCAGUGUUAAUGAAGAUAAUGGUAUAACUUCUGCCCAUACGAUUGCACAUGAGAUGGGACACAACUUUGGAAUGCUACACGACACUGAAAAAACCGGGUGCAAACGUAGGCGAGGCAACGUCUUGCACAUUAUGACGCCCAGCUUCGAGGCGGACACCGUCACCGUCAGCUGGUCAGAGUGCAGCCGGAGGGAGAUCACCAGGUUCCUGGACAAGGGCUCAGGCAAGUGCCUUCAAGACCCACCCAGGGAGUUGGAGGAGUACGAAUACCCGGAAUUGCCAGCCGGGGCGAUGUACAACGGGGAUUACCAGUGCCGUUUCCAAUUUGGUAGCGACGCCACGGUAUGCUCCCCUCUAGAUGAGAUCUGCUCCCGGCUGUGGUGCUCCAUCAAUGACACCUGCACGACGCUGUUAAAGCCAGCCGCACCUGGGACGAGCUGUGGAAAGCAUAAGUGGUGCCAGCACCAGAAGUGCGUGCCCAUGAUGGAACCUCCGGCGUCUAUCGAUGGCGGCUGGGGCGACUGGGGCCCCUGGAGCGAGUGCACACGGACCUGCGGCUCCGGAGUCUCCGUGAUGAAACGCGAAUGCGACCAUCCACGGCCAGUGGCGGGCGGCCGCUUCUGCGUGGGCGAACGCAAGCGCUACCGCAUCUGCAACACGCAACCGUGUCCACCAGGGAAGCCCACGUUCAGGGCUGUGCAAUGCACCAAGUACAACAACCACACGUACGAGGGGAAGAAGUACGAAUGGCAGCCCUAUUUUGACCAAG